UAAUUAGCUGGAUAAGCAUUCCUUGUCGCACCACUUCUAUAAUAAUUUGCUUCCUUUAUCCUCUUUCUCCUUAAAGAAAGAAACCCUUCAUCCUCAUCAUUUCCUCUUCACUUUUCUUUCUUUAUUUUCUUGUACCACAUAUAUCUAUAUAUAUAGAAACACGCAGACAGUGAACAAGACUGAGCUUCUUUCGUCUUUUUUUUUUUUCUUUUUCCUUUUUUUUUCCUCAUAAAAAUUUCACAAUGAAGAAACAACAAAGCAUCUAUUCGGAGAUGAAGAGCCACCGCCAAUUCUUAUCAGAAAGGCCAUGGUUUCUUGCUGUUCUCAUUGCUGUGCCUUUCACCGCUGCUCUUCUUAUAGCAGGCAGCAUUACAAGUUCAUCUUCUUCACGCCCUUUCUUAUGCUCCUUAAGCGGCGCGUACACAACUGCUGCCACUGAAGACUACGCCGCGACCCCAACGCAACUCUUAGCCAUCCUCCAUUACGCCACCUCUCGGGUUGUUCCACAGCAAUCACGCGCUGAAAUCAGUCUCUCUUUUGACGUUCUACAAUCGCUGGCUCCUUGCAAUUUUCUUGUCUUUGGUUUGGGACAUGAUUCACUAAUGUGGACCUCACUUAACCCACGAGGCAACACCUUAUUCCUUGAAGAAGAUCCUAAGUGGGUCCAUACAGUUCUCCAACGCGCUCCUAAUCUACGAGCGCACGUGGUCAAGUAUCCUACACAGCUUCAUGAGGCAGACAAGCUUCUUGCAUCUUACAAGGAAGAAAAAGAAUGCAUGGGGCCUGACGUGCGCCUAAAGGGCAACACAGAGUGCAAGUUAGCCUUGAAUACGUUGCCUGACGAGGUGUAUGGUAAAGAAUGGGAUGUGAUAAUGAUAGACGCGCCGCGUGGGUAUUUCGCUCAGGCCCCGGGGAGGAUGGGGGCUAUAUUCUCUGCGGCGGUCAUGUCACGAGCUAGGACGCGCCCUGGUGUGACUCAUGUUUUCUUGCAUGAUGUGGAUAGAAGGGUAGAGAAGCUUUAUGCAAUGGAGUUCUUGUGCAAGAAGUAUUUGGUUAAGGGUGUAAGUAGGCUUUGGCAUUUUGAGAUACCUUCUCUUGCUAAUAGGAACGAUAGUGAUCCUUUUACCAGUUUUUGUUGACCAUGUAUACGGGACUCUUAAUAUUUUUUUCCUUUUUUUUUCUUUUUUCUGUAACAUAAUCUAUUAUACAGUGUAAUUUUAUCGGAUCUUGAUGUAUACAUUAUAUACAUCGGAGUAAAUAGAUGAGUAAAAUAUAUAUUUAUAAAAA
Molecule: messenger RNA, 1287 nt
Organism: Ricinus communis (castor bean)
Lineage: Eukaryota; Viridiplantae; Streptophyta; Magnoliopsida; Malpighiales; Euphorbiaceae
Product: probable methyltransferase At1g27930
Exons: 1
Coding region: 243-1139 (298 amino acids)
Biological process (GO): xylan biosynthetic process
Source: RefSeq, a predicted model, not a curated record